Aaosphaeria arxii CBS 175.79 is the source of this 1716-nucleotide messenger RNA. Its product is annotated as cytochrome P450 2D18. Lineage: Eukaryota; Fungi; Ascomycota; Dothideomycetes; Pleosporales. Gene Ontology annotation, molecular function: monooxygenase activity; iron ion binding; heme binding. The coding region runs from base 51 to 1628 and encodes 525 amino acids. The transcript is spliced from 6 exons. The record is from RefSeq and is a predicted model, not a curated record.
AUCUCAGCCUUGCCACCUUUGUUGUUGUCGAGCUUUCACACUCACAGAUUAUGUUUCUAGCGAACGUUUUUGGGCUCAUAUCGCUAUCAUGCGGUCUGUAUUUGCUCUACUCUCUUCUUCGCUUCGGCCAUAGAGAUAAACGGUUGCCACCUGGUCCACCCACAGUUCCAAUUCUCGGGAAUGCACAUCAGAUCCCUCCGACUCGAUUCUACCUGAAAAUUAAAGAGUGGGCUGACAAAUAUGGCGGCGUAUAUUCCCUUAAGAUAGGAGCUGGCACCAUGAUCAUUAUCAACGAUCGCAAGGCAGCCCAUGAGCUUUUCGAAAAGCGGAGCGCCAUAUACUCCGAUCGACCCAUAGACCACAACCUAGAGACGUGUUUCGGUAGUCAGAAUAUUGCUAUCAUGCAUGCGACGCCGUUGUGGCGUGCUCAGAGGAAGAUAUCUUCGCAGAGUCUGGCACCUAAGCAAUUGGAUAGCAAGAUUAAACCCAUACAGGAAGCGGAGAUGAGCCAACUUAUGUUUGACUUGCUCAUGACGCCUGACGAGUUCUUUACACAUGUCAAACGCUCCACAGCUUCGAUUGCGUCUAUAGUACUCUUCGGCUAUCGUGCACCCACUUUUGAUAGCUUCUGGGCCAAUGCUGUCUACCAAGCAAUGGAUCAUAUAAGUCCUGCAUCCGAACCAGGCGCCUCCUUACCAAUCGAUCAGUUCCCGAUACUGAAGCUAAUACCAGACCGAUGGGCCCCAUCAAAAGCUCGCGCAAAGCUCUGCUACGAGGAGGUUACGAAAGUGUGGAUCAAAGCCCGGGAUCUAGUCGAAGAACGCCGUAGGAACGGCGAUGAGCGCGAUUGCCUUGCAGAUCGCAUGAUGUCGGGAUCCAUAAAGUCAGACAUACCGCUCAGCGAUAUUGAGCUCGCCAACUUCCUGGGCGCUUUGUCUCAAGGUGCUGCGGAUACGACGAUGAGUGCGAUGAUGACCAGUAUCCUGUACUUGGCUACAAGCCCCUGGGUGCAGGAGAAAGCGAGGGUCGAACUGGACAGUGUCUGCGGCGUAGAGAGAAUGCCACUCUGGGAGGACUUCGACCGAAUUCCUUACAUAAAUUGCAUCAUCAAAGAAGGCCUACGUGUCAACCCGGUAAUCAUGACCGGAAUACCUCAUCGAGCUGCCCGAGACGACUGGUACGAGGGUAUGCUGAUCCCGAAAGACUCUGCUGUUUUAAUUUCUCCAUACGCCAUGAACUACAGCAUAGUCGAUGACCCGGAGGUCUACAAUCCCGAUCGGUAUCUGAACCACCCGCGACUUGCUAUGGAUUAUGCCGGAAGCCCCGAUUACGAAAAAAGAGAUCACUAUACGUACGGUGGCGGCCGUCGAAUCUGCGCUGGCAUCCAUCUAGCCGAGCGAACACAGUGGCGCAUGACUGCUCGGAUUCUAUGGGCAUUCAAAAUCGAGCCGGCCAUUGACCCUGUGACGGGAAAGCCAAUUGAACUCGAUACCUCCGACUAUAUCCAAGGUUUAAUCAGUAUACCCUCGCCCUUCCGUGUAAACUUUGUCCCUAGGAGCGAGAAACACGCAGAGGUUAUUCGUAAGGACUUCAACAGCGUCGAGGGAUUCUUAAAGCAAUGGGAAUGAUUAUAGCUCAUUAAGAGCAAUCAGCCCGGGUUUCAUGCAGAUUUUCAUGCAGAUUUUCCUUUCAUGUCAGUGUAUGAUGGGAGUUUCU